UGAGACGAGACACUCGAAGCUCAGAGUCUCAGACCGAUGACCACUCCCGCGAAUCCAACCGCUCUACACGCGCCGCCCUUCGUGGCCCUCCGCCCACCGCCCAAAUUCCAGUCCCCGCGGCCCGUGGCCUGUGCGAUGAGAGCAGCAAUGCGAGACGGGAGCUCGAACCGGAGGCAGCUGCACCGAGGGCGACACCUCAGCAUCGAAGCCAUCCAAGCCGUGCAGGCCCUGAAGCGAGCCGACGGCAGAGGCUGUCGCCUCUCUCUCGAGCGGGAGCUCGAUUCCAAGUUCCGGCGUCUCCUGAAGCUCGACAUGAUCGCCGUCCUACGCGAGCUUCUCAGGCAGAACGAGUGCGCUCUGGUUCUCAAGGUGUUUGAAGACAUCCGCAAGGAAGAAUGGUAUAAGCCUCAUGUCUCAUUGUAUGCUGAUGCAAUUGAAGUUUUCGCGAGCAAUGGAUUGCUCGAACAGGCACAAUAUCGGCCAUCCUCUCUGCAAUCUCAGCGAAUGCUGUCUCCGACAUCUCAAAAUGUUCUUGUGGGAAGUUGCACCAGCCACCGUAAUCAGCUGAUAGCCCAUAAUUUGGAGGGCAGAAAUCAGUGGCUGUUAGAAUCACAGUUGGGCUCCCAGGAAGGCACCAGCGUAUGUGAUCUACGCACCGGAGCUCGAAGCAAGCUCCACAGGAAAAUGGGGACCCCAGCCCGGACCAAACCUUACGGGUCGCAUCACUUCCAAACCUCGACGCAUUUCUAUCCCUGGAGUAUGUUGCAGCAGCAGGCGUCCACUGAGCUUCUACUGCAGCAAGAGUCCCGCCUGCUGCUACCAUUAAAAUGCAGAGGAGAGUGAGUCGGAGGAAAUCCAUCUGGGGAUUUCAGAGGAGCCUGAGGAGUUGUUCCUGGUACUGCCCUUUAAGUUUCUGGACCUUUUUCCUUUCUGUUAUGGGGAUUGUUGAAGGGCCGCUGCUGAUGGAGGAUGGCAAAGAAAGAAAAAGUCUUUGCUUUUUCUUUACUAGAUUGAUGGAUUUGUGUUAACAGUGGAAGAGGGAGCUUUGAGGAAAGGCAAAAAUGGAGUCUUUGGGUUCACAUUUAUUGAGGGGGGGGACAUAACAUAUAAUGAAGCAGAGGCGCAGCAGACAGUGGGGCUUGCUUUGCUACAGGGAAAGCGGAAAAUUGGGGGAAAAUGGGUUGAGAUUGAUUUCUGUUUGGGCUCUUCUUUUGAGAAGGAAAACGCCAUAGCAGAAAAGAGAAGAGCAGGGGGCACUCCACUGGUCAAUAAAGUUGGGACAGAUAUUACAAGAGAAAAUAGAUCGUUCCGGCGGGGAAAAGGGAGGUUGCUGCUUUCGUUAAUUGCAUAAACGAAGAUUGGGAAUGGAAAGCCCGGUUCGACUCGGUAUGUUGUUUAUUUGAUUCAACAACGAAAUUCCCAUCAGAAAACCGAUCUGGCUCCAAGACAGAAAAGUUUUCUUAGAGAUGAACGAAUGCUUAAGUUUUUCGGAUGGAAUGGAAAUGCAUUCGGUUGAUAAACGAGAAUUUUUGGUAAGCUAUGUUCAGCAGAAUGGGACCAGAGUCUCCGAGCCAUUUGGUCUUAUUGGGAACAACAGCAGCUUGAAAUUGAGGAAACUCGUCGAUAGUCCUGUCUCACCAUGCGAUAUGAGAAAACAUCAACAAAGAUGGCAGUGAAUGGAUGAAUGGAUUUACUAGAAUUGGGUGCUUUUGAUUUUUCUAAAUCUAACCCAUGCAUAAUCCGAGAAUAUUCCUUCGGGUGUUAUUUA
Punica granatum (pomegranate) is the source of this 1768-nucleotide messenger RNA. NCBI's taxonomy places the organism in Eukaryota, Viridiplantae, Streptophyta, Magnoliopsida, Myrtales, Lythraceae. The record is from RefSeq and is a predicted model, not a curated record.